AUCAAUUCUUGGCAUUGAAAGUAAAAAAAAGGUCGUCGUGACUAUAUUUGAAGACCAAAUGUAAUAUUAGAAUAUUUUCUCUAUAACCAUAUAGAAAUUCAAAUCGAUUUUACUGUCAUUGGAAUCAGGACUGAAUUGAUAGGUAAUUUGAGUACCAAUAACAAUUACCCUCACGAGCCUACACCAAUUAAUUCCAUGGCAUUUAGGAGUGAUGGGGAUGUGCUAAUAUUGUACGAUAGAAUCAAGAUCUCAAAAAGUCAUAAACGGUCAACAACAUUCUCUAAUAAAAUGAAUCAUUCACAAUCCACAUCCAGCCUUCCGCACAAAUAUUCUCCUCAUUCCUUAUUCCUUCCAUAUAUCACGAACACAAUGACUCAAUUUAUAUCAUUCUUAUGUACACUCGCACAUAUAACUAGGACACAUAUGAAAUACAAUGCUACUCCCAGUUGUACAGUGCUUUUAAAUAAAAAUUUAUUUUUACUUUUAAUUGUCAAUGCACUAUCCAUAACUUAUAUCUUUGCUCAAGGCGAUAGGUCUGAAUAUUCCAGGAAUAAUAGGGGUCCCGGAUCCUAUUUUAGGCCACAAAUUUCUGAAGGAUUUUCUAAUAUUGAAUCAAAUGAUGUUCAGGGAUCUGAAGGUGGUAUUAGAUUAACUGGUUCUAGAAGUCAAUAUUCAGGUAACUUAGAGGUUUAUCACAUGGGCAGGUGGGGCUCUAUUUGUGAUGACGAUUGGGAUAUAAAAGAAGCCACCGUAGUUUGUCGACAACUAGGAUAUCCAUCUGCAAGGAGGGCUACACAUGAUUCAGAAUUUGGAAAAGCGUCAGAAAGGUAUUGGCUAGACAAUGUUAACUGCCAAGGAAAUGAAAAUUUUAUUCACGAAUGUUCCUCCAACGGCUGGGGUCUCCACGAUUGUUCUAUAGCCGAGGCCGCUGGGGUAGAAUGCGUUAAUUACCCAACCGAAUCGCAUAAUACCAACAAUGAUGGAAGAGUCGUGACUCCAAGGAUUUCUUCCGCUUCGAGAGGACAUUUAGGGUUAAACGAUGAAGGGAGUGGCGAUAACGACUUCGCUCAUGCUCCUAGGCGAAGAAUCUCGGAUAUUGUUCGCGAUAGGACCCAAAUGAAAAUAAGACUAGUGGGUGGGCGUUCCUCUUCACAUGAAGGAAGGGUUGAAGUGGAUAUGUUUGGUAAUAAUCGUUGGGGGCUUAUAUGCGGAGAUGGAUGGAUGCUUAUGGAAGCCAAUGUAACUUGCACUCAAUUGGGAUUUGGGUUCGCUAAAGCGGCUCCUCAGACACAUGUAUUUGGUGGUCGAAGAGAAGACAUUAUUUUAAACGGUGUAACUUGCAGAGGGACCGAAAGAGAUUUAAGCGAAUGCGAAUUCAAGGAGGUAGCUGAAUCAAAUUUGCAGUGUCCGGGAGGCAAUGACUUCGCAGGAGUUGUAUGUGGAGAAGGUUUGCCCGAUUUAGUGCCCGAUCCUGAACUUCUCAAGUCCACAGCUUAUAUUGAAGAUAGACAGAUGUUUUUUUUGCGAUGUGCCAUGGAGGAAAAUUGCUUAGCUAGAACAGCAUAUGCGUUGGAUUCGACUGAUUAUAUGUGGCCAUAUAUGACUAGACGUCUUUUGCGCUUUACCAGCAGAAUUGUUAACUUGGGAACAUCUGAUUUUAGGCCUCAUUUACCAAAAUACCUAUGGGAAUGGCAUUCUUGCCACAUGCACUAUCAUAGCAUGGAUGUCUUUAGCCAUUACGAUUUGACUGAUAGACGUGGCAGAAAAGUAGCCCAGGGUCAUAAAGCCAGUUUUUGCCUUGAAGACAAUGAAUGCUCAGGCAAUUCUAGGCAUAAAUAUAGGUGUCAAAAUUUUGGAGAUCAAGGUAUAUCCACAGGAUGUUCUGAUGUUUAUGAACACAACAUAGAUUGCCAAUGGAUAGAUAUAACUGAUGUGAAUCCUGGAUUUUAUUACUUUAAGGUAACUAUUAAUCCAGAGUUCAAAGUAGCUGAAAUGUCCUUUUCUAACAAUGCUAUUAGAUGUGAUUUAUUGUACACCGGUUUAUAUGUCAAUGUUGAUAACUGUACCCUUGGUGCACCUUAAAAAUCUAAGUCAAUAUUUUUAUGAGAGAAAAGAAAAAAAAACUAAUUCACAAAAUAUUUUAAAAUUUAAAACACAAUAUUGGAAUGCAAUCAUAUAAUAUGUUAUUUAUUUAUUUUUACAGAAAUUUAUUAUUGAUAAACGAUAUUAGUAUAUUAUUUACGAUUUUAUAAAAUAUAUUUAUAUCUUUUUAUCUGCUAUAAUAUAAAGAUCCUUAAUCAAAUUUUGAAAAAAAGGAUGAUGAUUAAUUCAUAAAUUAAAAUUAAGCACGUUAAAACUUUUAAUUCAAAAGGAGUCAGGCCUACAUAAAAUUGUUAUGAUUCUGGGCCUUGUUAUUCUUUAUUGUAAUGCAAAAUAAUAUAUUUAGAAAAAUGUUAUCUUUCAUAAAAGAUUAAUUUUAAUUUCUUUUCUUUUUUAUUAUCAAAUCACUACAUUUAUUUUUAUAAUUUUGCUUUUCUAUUAUUUAUCGCUUUCACUGCUACUCAUUUGUGCUUCAUUUUUUAAAAAAAGAUCCCUCUCGUUCCGAAAUAACCGCCCGUCCAUUGUAAUUUGUUGUUGCCUAUAAAUAAGCGUGUAUAUUAUAUACAUCUUUUUUUAAAAUUUCACCUGACUUAAAAGUCAACAUUUAUAUAUAAAAUUUGGACAGCCUAUAAAGCUUUUAAUAGUCUUUUGAUAAAAUAAAAUUGGCUAUCUGGCUUUGCAGCAGAAAUUUAAAAAAUAUCCCCGACCAGAAGGGUCUGUUUAAAAAAAAUUUAUAAUAAUGUUUUUGUAUAAUGUAAAAUGUUAUUUUUAAUUUUCCCUUGUUUAAAUAUAAUUAUCUUGACUAGUCAUUUAAAAAAAGGAGAGAAUACUAAAUUUAAAAGGAAGUACCUUAGGCGGCCAUUAGUGUAAAUUUACCCCACUACCCGUUUUUAAUAUUUAAAAUUUCUCGCAAAAUUGGUAAAAAUGUAUUUGUCUAAUCAAUUGAAGAUCCAAUCCACUGAGCCCUCUUCAAUUUUUUUUUAAAUUUGCAUGAUUAUAGUAUUCGUAUGAACUAAUAAAGAUAUAAAAUUUCAAUUUCCAAUUUGGCUCACUUCCUGAGACAUUGUCACCUUUAAAAAC
Molecule: messenger RNA, 3180 nt
Organism: Gordionus sp. m RMFG-2023
Lineage: Eukaryota; Metazoa; Nematomorpha; Gordioida; Chordodea; Parachordodidae
Product: lysyl oxidase homolog 3-like
Exons: 10
Coding region: 196-2082 (628 amino acids)
Biological process (GO): peptidyl-lysine oxidation
Cellular component (GO): membrane
Molecular function (GO): copper ion binding; protein-lysine 6-oxidase activity
Source: RefSeq, a predicted model, not a curated record